GUUAUCAACACUAUUCUAUUCUCGCUACCUAAAGUCCCAGAGCCCCAGAACGACCGCGAUGUUAGGUCCAAAGUCCCUCCGAACCCUGAUGUCUGGUCGUCAAUGCAUAUCGAGAGUGGGCGUUGUGAGCCCGAGGGCUCUGAACACAACUCCCUCCCAUCCUGCCAUCUUCGCAUUGAGCCCGCCUAGACCUGUACAGAUGACCAAAAGACAAACAAGCACAACAUCCAAGACCACCCUUCAAAUCAAACCUCUCACUCCGUCACAACACGCCGCACACCUGGCGUCCCAGCGGCUCUCCCGGCCCGUGAGCCCUCACCUGUCAAUCUACCAGCCGCAGAUAACGUGGUACUCGGGCGCGCUGAUGCGGAACUGCGCCAUGCUCCUCACCGCGCCGAUCUACAUCUUCGGGGCCGCGUACGUCGUCGCGCCGGUCGUAGGCUGGCACCUGGACACGGACAGCGUGGUGGCGUGGUUCGGGGCGCUGCCCGCCGGCGUGAGGGUGGCGAUCAAGGGAGUGUGGGGGUUUGCAUUCUGCUUUCACCUCGUACACGGGCUGAGGCACUUGAUUUGGGACACGGGGAUGAUGCUGUCGAAUAGGCAGGUGUGGGUCAGUGGGUGGAUAGGGUUGGGGGUCAGUGUGCUGGGAACGGUGGGAUUGAUCUUUUGGUAG
Cladophialophora immunda is the source of this 673-nucleotide messenger RNA. RefSeq names its product succinate dehydrogenase, cytochrome b556 subunit. Gene Ontology annotation, biological process: mitochondrial electron transport, succinate to ubiquinone; tricarboxylic acid cycle. The transcript is spliced from 3 exons. Bases 59 to 673 code for a protein of 204 amino acids. Gene Ontology annotation, molecular function: electron transfer activity; succinate dehydrogenase activity. Gene Ontology annotation, cellular component: membrane. The record is from RefSeq and is a predicted model, not a curated record. Lineage: Eukaryota; Fungi; Ascomycota; Eurotiomycetes; Chaetothyriales; Herpotrichiellaceae.